CUUACCCAACGUUUGGCUAAAUUAGCAGGUCUCAAUAAGACCCAUGAGUCUCCAGGAGGUUUUGGUUCUGGUGGCAGUCGUACCGGCAGCCGAAUGAAUUCCAUGCGUAGUUCACGCAAAGUCGAUCUUAAAGCUCUUGAUAAGCUUGUAAACAACCUACUAGAACAACAAUCUUCUUCAUCUGAACAAACAAAUAAAGAUGGCUUUUCAGCUUCCACGCGACGUAAAUCAUCCAUGAAACUAAAUCGUUGGCGUCCCACCUCUCGCUCGGCUCAUAGUUUUAACAUUAACGAAGGUGGUUCCACAAACUAUGCAGCUGAACAUAGUGGUGGUGGCAGUGGUAAUAUGCCCACCAUAAUGGAAAGUACGGUAACGGUGAAUAAUCAACAUCUGGCAAAAAAUAAUAAUGAAACCACAGCAAUGCCGCGUUCACAACGUUCAUCAUGGUCUAGUUCAUUGGAGCGAACACCGGGUGCGGUACGUAAUGUUUUAAGGAAUAUAAAUGAUGGCAACAGUGAAGAGAAUCUUAAUUUAGCACAAAAUUAUCAGCCUUAAAAUUUGCUUUAUAAAUUUUGAAUUACUUCUUAAUGAAAUGUAGAUUUAUUGUCGAAAACAAUUGAUUAGAGUUAGCAUUGUGUUAUUAUUUAGAAAAAUUACUGUAUUUGUUUAUAAAUAGACAUUAAAUAAACUUAUUAAUAAAUUAAAAUUCAUAAAUUUUUUUACGAUUAUUCUUACAAUAAGUCUGCAGAUACUUAAUAAACACUCGAAAGCAGAGAAAAAUUAUAAAAUAAACUAAAAAAUAUAUUAUUGCUCUUUUUUU
This is a messenger RNA of Lucilia cuprina (Australian sheep blowfly), 820 nucleotides long. RefSeq lists its product as uncharacterized. NCBI's taxonomy places the organism in Eukaryota, Metazoa, Arthropoda, Insecta, Diptera, Calliphoridae. The transcript has a single exon. The record is from RefSeq and is a predicted model, not a curated record. The annotation marks the transcript as partial.